UUUGGUUGCUACCUCCACCGCAGCUGCAGCUGCGCUCAGAACCUCUGCCGCUCUCUGUCACGCCUCACGCGCCUGCUGUUGUUUCUCACUCAGGGAAGGCUGGCGUAUUCACGUGGAAAACACCAAUCACAGGGUCAAUGGGCUCGGACUUCCUCUUCUCGAUCCGGAACUCUGUAGCAAGAUGGUAAAAAAUAUGCGGAAAUCAGCCCCUGAAUGUAUCUGCAGGCAGCAAAGCUAAAGUGCAUUUUAUGUGUGCGUCGGGGCCGGGAGACUGGCGGCGAGUGCAAGCGGCCGCGAAAGAGCCACGCUGGGCAUCCGUCUGUGGAGGCAGUAGGGGCUUCUUGGACGGCUCCUCUGAAGAACGGCGGUGUGCGCCCUUUGGAAGGCGUGGAUAGCAUGUUCUUUUCACAUUGAAGAAAAAAAAUGUGGUUAAAACCCGAAGAGGUUUUAUUGAAAAAUGCUUUGAAGCUAUGGGUGACGGAGAAAUCCAACUCUUAUUUUGUCUUGCAACGUAGACGAGGGCAUGGGGACGCUGGAGGCAAAAUAUCAGGUCUUUUGGUUGGUGCUUUGGAUGCAGUUUUGGACUCCAAUGCUCGUGUUACCCCAUUCCGAAUUCUACUUCAGGUUCCGGGAUCACAGGUCUACUGGUCCAUUGCCAGCGGUGCUACACUGGAAGAAAUUAACCAUCACUGGGAGUGGCUUGCUCAAAAUCUCCUUCAUACUUUGUCAGUAUUUGACAACAAGGAGGACAUUGCCAGCUUUGUUAAUGGCAAAGUGAAGGGUCUGAUAGCAGAGGAGACACGAAGCAAGCAAGCUGAGCAGGAGGAAGACCCUGAAAAGUUCAGAGAAGCAUUGGUCAAAUUUGAAACACGAUUUAGCCUCCCAAGUGCUGAAAAGCUUGUGACGCAUUACUCCUGCUGCUGCUGGAAGGGUCGAGUCCCUCGACAAGGCUGGCUUUAUCUUAGUAUUAAUCAUUUGUGCUUCUAUUCCUUCCUUUUAGGAAAGGAAGUGAAACUUGUUGUUCCUUGGGCUGAUGUAACAAAAUUGGAAAGAACGUCCACUAGUUUUAUUACAGACAACAUCAGAGUUACAACUAGAAGCAAAGAGCGAGAUUUUUCCAUGUUCCUAAACAUUGAAGAGGCUUUUCGGAUUAUGGAGCAACUUGCUGAUAUAACCAUUCGGAGGCUGCUAGACAAUGAAGUGUUUGAGUUGGAUCAGUCUCUACAAGAACCGGCAUAUAUCACAAAGAGAGUUCUUGAAGAGAGAGCACAGAAAGAGUAUUUUCGUGCCAUGUUCCGCUUACCCCACCAAGAGAGGUUGCAAGAAGUGAUAGACUGCUCUCUCUGGACACCCUUUAGCCGUAGCCAUACAGCAGGAACAAUGUAUAUGUCUGACAGUUUUGUGUGCUUUACCAGCAGAGAGGACGGGGCCUGCAUUCUGAUAAUCCCUUUCCGAGAGGUGAUCUCAGUAGAGAAGAUGGAGAACACCAGUCAUUUGCCUAAUCCUAUCAUCAUCAGCAUAAGAAGCAAAAAAGCAUUCCAGUUUAUUGAAAUUAAGAGGAGAGACAGCCUGGUGGAAGCCAUAUUAAAACAACUGGAGAGUGUGCGCAGUAAAGACAGAGUGUGCCACAAGUCCCCAAGCAAAGCACUGAUUUCCCCACUACCAUAUUACUCUAUAUACUAUGAUAGCAUUUCUACAGAUGAUGAAACCAUUGAACCUGCUGGAAAUAAAAACAGACAUUCACUGAAUGAAGAGGCCUUAAUGUCUGUCUUCCAUCAUGCAGAACCUCAAACAACAGACUCCAAAUUUACAAUGGAGCAAGUGAAGGAACGUCUGUGGCAGGACCACUUUUCUGAGUAUGGCAAAGGUAUCUGCAUGUUCCGAACAGAGAAGAUUCAGAAGUUGGUUACCAUGGGGAUCCCAGAGUCACUCCGAGGGGAGCUGUGGCAGACUUUUUCCAAUUCCUUAAGUGAUUUAUCUUCUCACCCUGAAUACUAUGCAAACCUCGUAGAGGAGUCAAUGGGCAAGUGCUGCUUAGCAACUGAGGAGAUUGAGCGUGAUCUACACCGUUCACUGCCAGAUCAUCCGGCCUUCCAAAAUGAGACUGGCAUAGCUGCUUUGAGAAGAGUCCUGACUGCAUAUGCCUAUAGGAAUCCAAAAAUUGGAUAUUGUCAGUCCAUGAACAUUUUAACAUCUGUACUUCUACUGUACUCAAAAGAAGAAGAAGCUUUUUGGCUGCUGGUGGCAGUAUGUGAGAAGAUGCUCCCUGACUAUUUUAACCAGCGGGUCAUUGGAGCUCAAGUAGACCAGUCGGUAUUUGAAGAACUGAUAAAGGACCGUCUUCCUGAGCUUUCUGAACAUAUCACAGAUCUGUCCUCCUUGUCCUCCAUCACAUUGUCCUGGUUCCUCACCCUGUUCCUCAGCAUCAUGCCCUUUGAAAGUGCAGUCAAUGUGGUAGACUGCUUCUUCUUUGAUGGUAUUAAGGCAAUUUUUCAACUAAGUUUGGCUGUGCUUGAUGCAAACGUUCAGGAAUUGUGCGAAAGCAAGGAUGAUGGUCAGGCCCUAAUGAUACUGACAAGAUUUCUGGAUCAAGUCAAGAAUCGAGAGAAUCCUAUUCCUCCUGUUUCCAGUCAGCAGGUCUGUAGUGAAGAAAAGGAAACAGUGCAGCAAGAAACGGAAAUAACUGACUUGAUUAGAGAUUCUUAUGAGAAAUUUGGUGACAUUACAGUAGAACAAAUUGAGUGUUUUCGCCGGAGACACAGAAUAAGGGUGCUGCAGGCCCAUGAAGAUACAACCAAAGAAAAUACGUUGAGACUUGUGGCUCCAGACAUCUCACUGACACCAGAAGAAAUGAGUGAUGUGUAUGACCUGUUUAAGAGAGAACAUUUUAUAAACUGCUACUGGGGUGAGCAUUUAUCAGCUGUGCAGCACCACGACCCAAGUCUCCAAUACGUGGAUCAAUACAGGAUUGACAGGCCGCAGUUCACAAGCUUGUAUCACCUGCUGUCCCCGUGGGUGUGCGGACUGCACACGGACACUGUGGCCCACAGAGCCUUCCGCCUCCUGGACAAGAAUGAAGACUCUCUUAUUAACUUCAGAGAGUUUGCAGUUUUUCUGGAUACGAUGUACUGUGGCGAGAUGAGUGACAAAAUUCGUUUAUUGUACAAACUGCACAUCCCACCUGCUCUCACUGAAAAUGACAGCGACAGCCUUUCUCCAUUGAAGACUCCCCUACUAUCUACCAGCAGACCCUUGUAUGUAGGACGGCCGAAUGGUGAGACUAAGAGCUAUCAGGAGCAACUGAAACAAAUGCUGAAAGACUUAGCCAAAGACCAGGAGAAGAGCGAGGAAGGACUACCUAUGAUGACGCAGAGAGAAUUUAUUCAGUUUUGUAAAACGCUAUACAGCAUGUUUCAUGAAGAUCCCAAUGAAAAUGACCUGUGCCAAGCUAUCGCUACUGUGACCACCCUGCUGCUUCAAAUAGGAGAGGUGGGCCAACGAGUUCGCAGCCUGGGCAGCUACUCAGAGGUGUCCGCAGGUACCAGCGAGUCCGGAGACAUGGCAGUAGGCCCCAGCCUCUUAGAGGAUGACUCUUUAUUUGUUGACAGGAAAAACUCCCAGUCUCUCUCACUUUCUGACGCAGAAUGGACGGUGACCUUUGAGCAGAUCUUGGCUUCUCUUCUCACAGAACAGUCACUUGUCAAUUUCUUUGAAAAACCACUGGACUUGAAAAACAAAAUUGAAAAUGCAAAACUAAACCAGUAUAAUGAGAGAAUUAAUAUACUGCUGAUAAAGUAGAAUGACAGUCUUCAGGCAGCUAAUUAAACAUGAAUUGCAUUUCUGAUGACCUACUUAAAAUGUGUACAAUGAAGGUUACUGUUUAUUUAAAAUUUGCAGAAAAUAUCUGUGCUUGUUCCACUGUAUUGUGAAAAAUUUCAACAUUGUUUUAAUGGUCAUCUUUUGUCCAUCAUGUCUUGCCAAUGACCACUAUUGUUUCAAUGCUGGAAAUUGAAACUUAACCAGAUCUUGUAAAUAUCCGAUUGUAGCCUUAUCAUCCACUGUCGUGAAAUGUCAGGUGUGCAUUGAUUGUGCUUUUGACAUUGUUUUGUGAAAUUUGUGUAUUUUGAUUAAAUUUUUUUUUUUUUACACAA
Molecule: messenger RNA, 4151 nt
Organism: Erpetoichthys calabaricus (reedfish)
Lineage: Eukaryota; Metazoa; Chordata; Cladistia; Polypteriformes; Polypteridae
Product: TBC1 domain family member 8
Exons: 21
Coding region: 424-3798 (1124 amino acids)
Molecular function (GO): calcium ion binding
Source: RefSeq, a predicted model, not a curated record